This is a messenger RNA of Planococcus citri (citrus mealybug), 2131 nucleotides long. Its product is annotated as beta-hexosaminidase subunit beta-like. Gene Ontology annotation, biological process: carbohydrate metabolic process; ganglioside catabolic process; glycosaminoglycan metabolic process. Gene Ontology annotation, cellular component: membrane; lysosome. The coding region runs from base 607 to 1896 and encodes 429 amino acids. Gene Ontology annotation, molecular function: beta-N-acetylhexosaminidase activity. The record is from RefSeq and is a predicted model, not a curated record. NCBI's taxonomy places the organism in Eukaryota, Metazoa, Arthropoda, Insecta, Hemiptera, Pseudococcidae. The transcript has 10 exons.
UUUACAAAAUUUUGAGCUUUUUAUAAUCAAUUCUUCUGUUAUCAGUUUGGUUCAUUGGAAAAUUGAUUAAACGUGUGUGUAACGUGAUAUAACUGAACCAAAACGCUGCCAAAGUGACCACAGCAUGCAGAGUGAAAUUGAUGUACAAGUCAUAUUAUAUUGAAUUUUCAACGUCAAGAAUAUUUCAUCGGAAAGAACUCAAAAAUCGAAUUCAUCGUUACCGAUAUAAACAGAAUCGAAAUGGCUUAUUACUUGGCGGAAAUAACUCCUGUCCACUUAUAGUGCUGGAACCCGAUGUGUUAAAAGUAUAAAGUGAUCGCGAAUCUUGUGAAGUGUGAAGUGAUCAAGGAUCUUGAUGCCAAUAGGGACGUUAUGAAACCAUAUAUAAUUGCUGUGCAGACAUGAUUGUUUGGAUUGGGACCACGUCAUUCGGUUGAGCGUUACGACUGUGAUAUUAUUCAAGAGGCUAUCAGAAGAUAUUACCGUUUAAUAUUUGACGCUGAUAUCAAUCAACAAACGUUUACGUCUACUGAUGGAUACAAUAACAGUUCACGAACAGAUGGUACUUCAUCAAUCGUGUACUUGGAUACUCUGCAUAUUCACCUGAUGACGUCAUGCAAAAUGUUUCCGUCAGAUUCCAUGGAUGAAAAAUACGAGCUGCUGUUGAAGACCGAUGGAUCCGAAAGCAACAGUUCACUAAUCGCUCAGAGUGUUUGGGGUGUAUUACGAGGCUUGGAAACUUUCUCGCAAAUUGUAGUUCCAAUAAAUGGAAACAGAUUCGCUGUACGAACAACAAGUAUCGUGGAUUUUCCUCGAUUUCCUCAUCGUGGCUUACUCAUCGAUACAUCUCGUCAUUAUUUACCCGUCAAAACGAUUAUGAAUAUACUUGAGGCGAUGUCUUACUCAAAACUGAACGUUUUGCAUUGGCAUAUCGUCGAUGACCAAAGUUUUCCUUUCCAGAGCAACACGUUUCCUGAUUUAAGUGAUAAAGGUUCCUACGACCGAUACCGUGCAAUUUAUUCGCAAGUCGACGUCAGAAGGGUAAUCGAACACGCACGUCUCAGAGGUAUACGUGUGAUACCAGAAUUCGACUCGCCAGGUCAUACGUUAUCCUGGGGUAAAGGAAUUCCUGGCCUUUUAACGCAAUGUAAUCACUCAUAUCCUCAGCCAUACGGUCCCAUUGAUCCGACCAACGAAAACAAUUACGUGAUUUUACGGAGAUUGUUUAAAGAAAUACACGAGGUGUUUCCGGAUAAGUAUUUACAUUUAGGAGGCGACGAAGUUGAUUUUGGAUGCUGGAAGAGCAACGAAAAUAUAAGUAAAUAUAUGGAAAUAAACAACAUCUCGAGUUACGAGCAGCUUGAUGCGUAUUACAUUGACAGAUUGCUAAACAUAACGAACGAAAUAAAGGCGAAAGCGAUAGUUUGGGAAGAGGUAUUCGAUAACAACGUUCCUUUACGUAAAGACACCAUUAUUCAAGUUUGGAGAUACGCUAAUCAUCCCGAAUUAUAUUACAAGAAAUUGUUCAACGUUACUGAUGACGGCUACCCUGCAUUACUAUCCGGAUGUUGGUAUUUAGAUAGUUUAGCAAAUGGAGGCGAUUGGGAGAAAUUCUACAAAUGCGAUCCUUUGGCUUUCAAUGGAACUGAAGAGCAGAAACGUUUAGUUCUAGGAGGUGAAGCUUGUAUGUGGGGUGAGGUCGUAGAUGAGACCAAUGUGCAACAGAGAAUUUGGCCUAGAGCGUGUGCUGCUGCCGAAGUACUCUGGUCCGGUAAUGGGAGUACUUUUGCCGAUGCUGCGGAAAGAAUCGAAGAACAUGUUUGUAGACUGAAAAAAAGAGGUAUUCCAGCACAGCCUCCGAAUGGACCUGCUUUUUGUCCUUAUACUGUGAUGUAAUAUGAUACCUGGCAGGGCAUCGAUUUUUGAAUGUGAGGGAACCAACUGUCUUUACAUCAUUUUCAACUGUACGUAAUAAGGGUUGUACGUAUUGUGAAUUUUAUUCGUGAUCUUCUCAAGUGAGCAGAUAUGGCAUUUUAAUUUGGAUUUUAGUAAAACGUAUCUUUGUUGCAAACAUCAACCUGCCUACCUAAUAAUAAAAUACCAAAAUAAACUAGUUUCAAUUUUUGAAUAA